This is a messenger RNA of Thecamonas trahens ATCC 50062, 1521 nucleotides long. RefSeq lists its product as uncharacterized. The record is from RefSeq and is a predicted model, not a curated record. The transcript has a single exon. The coding region runs from base 1 to 1521 and encodes 506 amino acids. Lineage: Eukaryota; Apusomonadida; Apusomonadidae.
AUGUCCGAACCUGGCCGCGUCCGGUUUGCAGAGGGCAUCGACACGGCAGCGCUAGACGCGCUACGGCACCGGCCACCGUCGCCUGAGAAUGGCGGCUGUCGCGCGGCAACGGGCGGUAGCGCAGCAGGCGCAGGCGAAAGCCCAGGCAGCGGCAUAGGUGCAUCAACCUCGGCGGGCGGCGUGCUUUCGGCCCUGCAAGUGUCGGCGUCACCAAAGCUCCAGCGGAUGCGGGCCUUGUCGGCCAAGCUGCACAGGUCGCUGGAGGUGCAGUCGGAGCGGUUCGGUGCGCUGGCCGCCGAGGGCUCGCACGACACCGGAGCGGUGGCGCCUGUGCUUGCGGCCGCGGCGCCGGACAUGAGCGAGACGUACAACCUCGGUGAGCUGCGCGAGCGAUAUGAGGUGCUUGCGCUGCGGGUCAAGGCGCUUGCGCAGGAGAACGCACGCCAGCGCCACGAGCAGCGCCGACGCGCCCAGACCUACGCUCGUAAGGAGGACCGGCUCCGCCAGCAGCUCGCCGACAAGGACGCCGAGCUGGCCAAGCUCAAGCUGCAUGCCGCGGAGGACACCCGCAUGGGGACUCUGCACGCGCUCAAUGCAAAGAUCCGCGACUCACUCACCGCCAUCCAGGAGCAGGCUGAAGUCGAGCGCGAUGAGCGCGAGCAGGAGCUUCUCACCGCUUUCAACGCCCGCAUCAUCAACGUCAACAUGGAGAUGGAUCGUCUCACGGACGCCUCGCAGUCGAAGAACGAGUGGAUGGAGAAGGCCCAGGCGCUCGGCCAGCAUCUCCAGUGGCUCACCACGCAGGCUGUGGCUCUCGACGCCGCUAACACCAAGCUCAAAGCCCGCAACGCCUCGCUCCGCACCUCCAACCUCUCACUCGUCGAGGAGCGCGACGAGCUCGCCCUGCGUGUUGUCCGCUUCAAAAAGCUCGCUGCUCAGGCCGAAUAUCAGGCUUCAUUUACCGGCGACGGCGCCGCUGCCCGCCCUGCCUCGGCGCCCAUCCGCCAGCGCAGGGUCUCCGGCGCCUCGCGGUCCUUGUCGCGCGCCGGUGCCUCGCCUUCGGCCUCGGACGAUCUUACUGCGCUCGAACUGGAAAAUGCUGGCCUCCGGACUCAGCUUGUUAUGGAGCAGGACCACGUUACUCGGCUCACCGACGCGUACGCAGCGCUUGCCUCGCUUCGCGACUCGGUCCUUUCCUUUGUGCACAACGCCAUCCAAGACCACGUCGUCAUUCGCUACGAUGGCUCGACCGUCCUCGACCGCCCGGCGCGCCUGGCUGCGACAGCGUCUCUCGCUGCUAACGAGACGCUGCUUCGCAACAUCCAGGCCAUCCUUGAGCAUCCGCCAGCGCAAGCACAGCCGCCGCACACAUCACUCGAAUCAGCGGCGGGUGCCUCGUCGGAGGCUCACCGACCGUCGUCGUCGUCCUCGUCGCGCCCAUCCACGCCGCUAGCUGCUGCCCCCAUCUCGGUAUCGCAUCCCCACCAAGACUAUUUUGCUGCUUUCCGCAAGGGGACAUGA